AUGACACCUCCUGCCUCCCCUCGUCGUACACGCCCAAAAAAUGCGACACAGCGCCCUGGACUCAUUCUUCUUGAAGGUCAAAAAAAACGACGCACCAAGGCCCAGAUCGCAGAAGAUCUACAGCAUGCAAAAGAUGUGCAGGCUGUCCAGGCAGCGACUGCACAGCGUGGAAUUAGCCACAUUGCUGGCAUUGAGGCUGACAUGCAGGCACAGCAGUCGACUCAGGCAAGUGGGAGGGGGAAGCUGCCCGUAAAGCCCCGUCCUAGACCAGUGAAGAGUAAAAAAGCAGAAGUUGUAGCGACUAAUGAACUUACCUUGGAGAGUCCUAUUGUGCCGGCAACACAGGUCAAGGCCAAAGGCACAGGCAAAUAUGGCACCAUGGGUAGGGAUGCUGAUGGCGUUGAUGCAGGAGAUGGCGAAGUGAUCGGAAACGAAGUUGAGAAGUCAAAGAAGACGAAGAAGCUUAAGAAGGCCAACCUCAUUUCGCGCGAGGUGAUCAGUGCUGCAACGAAGCAUAUCAUCAAUCAAGGGAAGGCACCUGACAAAUCCACGCUCCACUUCAUGACGCUUACAUGGGCGCUCAGUAGUAGAAAACUUAACGUUGCUAGAAAGAUCGAUAACUGGCAAACUCUUGUUAAACCUCAGGAGGAAGUUCAUUCCGAACUUCAAACGACAAUAAAAAAUCCUGUUUUAAGGGCCGUCCAAUCUGCUUCGGGCAACACUUUGUCAGUGACAACUUUGAAAUCGAGUCAGACUGCAGCAACCACAGUCUCAAGUGCGAAAGAACCCCCUCCCACCUUGAUCAAAUCUUCAGACGGACUGGUAUCAGAGGAGGACGAGGAAGAAGAUGAGGAAGAUGAAGACGAAGCAGAUGAAGACGAAGAGGAAUUACCAGAGCAGUUGUAUGGGUUCACGGCCGACAGGAAAGACAAGGCGGCAAUGCAGAGUGUUGUAGCGAUCUCUGAAUUUUCGGAUGAUGAAGUGGCCGAAGCACCGGCCAUCAUUCCAUUCAACUUAUUACCAUUCACGCAGCAAGCAGAUAUAGUAAGGUUUGCUUUAGAACAACCUCGAGCUCCAAUCAGUACUACCUCCAAAAGGAAAAUCGAGGACCUCGUCGGAUAUUACAGCUCAUCCGAAGAGGACAUUGCCCCCGUUGUCGUUGAUGCAGAGUUGGAUUUGCUUUCGGCGUCUGAGGUCGAGAUUGAGGAUGUUCCCAAGCCAAUGCGCACCACUGGCACCGCAAAGACGAGUGUAUCGGUCUCUGUGAAUCCGAACCCAUCCAAGAAAGCCAAAGUCGAACCGGCUCGCCAGGACCUGUCCAAGAAGGUGAAAACAGAACUCGUUUCUCAAAAGAAGGCCAAGGUCGAUCUACCUUCCAAGGACACUGACAUUCUGGUUCCCGCAACCCCUCAGCCUGACUUAAUGUUUGCGGAUAUGGCGACAAAGCCUAAAACUAUAGGGCAAUGGAGAAACACAGAUCUCCCGUCGAUGAUGUUGGAGGACGGCGCAUGGCGCAGAACUUUUAUACCAACAGUCUUUCUAUGGGCUGGCGCUCAGCCAAAAUUUUGGACCAUCGAGACUGAGCAGUUACUUCCAGCACUACAAUCUAUCUUUGACGUUGCUUAUCCAGGAACAAAUCACAAUAUCCAACCAAAGGGCCCUAUCAUAGGCUUGGUAAAUCAGCGUCUAUGCUCCUGGCGCAGUAACUUCGGAUCUACAGCCAUCGCCCUUGUUACUAACUUCCUCGCGGCCUCCAAAGCUGAUGAGGAUGAUGAGGACGAGGACGACACCAGUGACUUUGAGCAAGUGCUGGCAACUAACCUUCUCGAGGACUACGCUUUCCUCUAUGAGGAUCCGGAGACCCGUGACCCAGACCAGAUCUACCGGUCCAUAUUCAUGUUGGAAAUGAUCGAGGCCGCCCACAUUAAUGCCAUUGCUGGAUUCCUUGAUGUACCUGCGCUCAACACUCAUGGUUUGCAUUUGAAUGGAAUGCAGGCUGUAAUUGCUGCAUGCGCUGCUGCACUCGAACGUGCCUUUUCUUUCGCUGCAAAAUGUUAAGACCGUGCACAAAGGGUAGGACUGAUUCCGAGGGGCUUGGCUUCAGCUCGUGCGCUGCGCCCCUUACCCGAGUAUGUGCCCUUAAUU
Suillus plorans is the source of this 2145-nucleotide messenger RNA. RefSeq lists its product as uncharacterized. The record is from RefSeq and is a predicted model, not a curated record. The coding region runs from base 1 to 2058 and encodes 685 amino acids. The transcript has 6 exons. NCBI's taxonomy places the organism in Eukaryota, Fungi, Basidiomycota, Agaricomycetes, Boletales, Suillaceae.